This is a messenger RNA of Stereum hirsutum FP-91666 SS1, 1443 nucleotides long. Its product is annotated as Alg5-prov protein. Lineage: Eukaryota; Fungi; Basidiomycota; Agaricomycetes; Russulales; Stereaceae. Gene Ontology annotation, cellular component: endoplasmic reticulum membrane. The transcript has 3 exons. The coding region runs from base 233 to 1366 and encodes 377 amino acids. The record is from RefSeq and is a predicted model, not a curated record.
CCGCAGGCUUCUCUGCCUUUAUACCCAUUCAUUUCUCUCUCUCACCCACGACUCACGUCUGCCAGCACUUGAUGAUGCGCUAGGAGGGACGACUUUGAUAAUACUUAUCCCUAUCGCUUUAGCUUAUAAUUUAGCCAGCAGCUGGACGGUCGAGACUACUUUCCCUGCCACGCAACCUCUGACCAGUAGCUGCCGCUAUUAACCAAAGUACGGACGAGACAAGAGGGACGCUAUGGACACAACGACGAUUGCUCUGUAUGGUGCUGGGCUACUGGUGCUUGCUUUCGGAGUGGCAUACUCCGCUCUGAUCCUCCUCUCACCACGCCCAAUACCCACACGCCCGUCCGAACAAGUCUACCGUUCCCGCGCUUCUCCUUCAAAACCACUCCCUCUACCCUCCCUAUUCGACGAACCUUCAGUGGACUUGACGGUCGUUAUACCGGCUUAUAACGAGACGGAAAGGUUACCCGCUAUGCUAGAGUCUACCGUCGCACACCUUCAAUCAUACUCCCAACCACAACAAAGCGGAACCGCUAAAUCCACUUCGACUUCCACCUCAAACGCAAUCGGAACGAACGGCAGCAGCACCACGAGAACUCGAGCCCCUCCUCCCAAACGGACCUACGAAAUCCUUAUAGUAGACGACGGUUCCUCCGACUCAACGUCCUCCUUCGCGCUCACACUCUCGCAAUCCCACACAUUUGCUAAAUCCGAAAUCAGGGUCGUCACUCUCCAGAAGAAUUUGGGCAAGGGAGGGGCUGUGAGGCAUGGGAUGUUGCACGGGAGGGGACGGAGACUAUUGAUGGUUGAUGCGGAUGGGGCGAGUCGGUUUGAGGAUCUGGAGGGGCUUUGGGACGCACUGGAUGGGGUCGAGGAGAAGCAGCGGAAAGAGGGCAGGGAGGAUCGAGGAUGUGUUGCGGUGGGGAGUAGGGCGCAUCUGGUCAAGACCGAAGCUGUUGUUAAGCGUUCAUUCAUCCGCAACUUCCUCAUGUUCUCCCUCCACCUCAUCCUCCGCAUCGUCGGCGUAGGCUCCAUCCGCGACACCCAAUGCGGCUUCAAACUCUUCACCCGUCCCGCGGCCCAGUCCAUAUUCCCCGCACAACACCUAACCACCUGGAUAUUCGACGUCGAGCUUCUACUGCUCGCUACUCAAAUGGGCAUACCCGUCGAAGAGGUACCGAUAGAGUGGCAUGAAGUAGAGGGAAGUAAGCUGAACGUCAUGAUUGAUAGCCUGGGGAUGCUCAGGGACUUGCUGGUCCUGAGGGGCAAUAUGAUUUUUGGGAGGUGGGGUGGGAAGGUCGGGAAGGGCAGUACGACGGCGACUGCUACGGGUGGUGGUGGUGGUGGGAAGAAAAAGAGGGUGUAAAGUAUAUUAUCGCCAUGGAUAUUUAUUUGUUCAUAUAAUUCUCGAUAUGCCGAAGUGUUUGGCACUGCUGCCUCGAU